This is a messenger RNA of Auxenochlorella protothecoides, 2259 nucleotides long. Its product is annotated as ABC transporter G family member 22. Gene Ontology annotation, molecular function: ATP hydrolysis activity; ATP binding; ABC-type transporter activity. Gene Ontology annotation, cellular component: membrane. The transcript is spliced from 11 exons. The coding region runs from base 1 to 2259 and encodes 752 amino acids. NCBI's taxonomy places the organism in Eukaryota, Viridiplantae, Chlorophyta, Trebouxiophyceae, Chlorellales, Chlorellaceae. The record is from RefSeq and is a predicted model, not a curated record.
AUGGGAAUCGACGAGGAUCAGAAAGCCCGGGAGGCUGGGACUCCACGGGUGGUCCCGUCGGGGACCAGCUACGGGUCCGACGGUCACAGGAACGCCUCCUUCCUGGAGCGCACGCACACUGUGAAGCUGCAGAUCGGCCAGACAGAUAUUGGAAACCUGUCCAUUAUCGAGUCCAUACCACCGAACAAGCGCGUGGUGGUGCAGAUCAAUGCUGUGAGCGCACAUGUCCCCAACUUCUUCUCGGGGCCCUCCUGGACCUCCAAGCUGAAUCCCGCUACAUGGCGGAAGAGCAGCGCGGCCACGCCCGUGGAUGACCGCCCCACCAUGCGACAAAUCCUGUUCGGCAUCCAGGGGCGCAUCGAGCCAGGCGAGGUGCUGGCGCUGAUGGGCCCCUCCGGCUCGGGCAAGACCUCGCUGCUGUCCAUCAUGGGCGCGCGCGCGCAGAAGCUGAUGAAGGUCAGCGGCAGCGUGACCUUCAACGGCGCGCCGCUGACCAAGCGCCUGAAGCGCCAGGUGGGCUACGUCCUGCAGGACGACCUGCUGUACGAGUCGCUGACGGUGGAGGAGACGCUGGGGUACGCCGCUGCGCUGCGCCUGCCACGCGAGAUGUCGGCGGCAGACAAGGCCAAGCGCGUGGACGACGUGAUCACCGCGCUGAGUCUGGAGGGGUGCCGCAAGACUGUCAUCGGCGGCUUCUUCCGCAAGGGCAUCUCCGGCGGCGAGCGCAAGCGCACCUCCGUCGGGCACGAACUCCUCAUCAACCCCUCCAUCAUGUUCCUGGACGAGCCCACCUCCGGGCUGGACUCCACCACCGCCAUGCACCUGCUCCAGAUGCUGCAGUUCCUGGCCAAGGGCGGCCGCGUCAUCGUCACCACCAUCCACCAGCCCUCCUCCCGCAUCUACCAGACCCUGGACAACCUCCUGCUCCUGUCCCAGGGGCACUGCAUGUACCACGGCAAGGCACACCACGCCGUCGACUGGUUUGACGCGCUGGGUUACACCCUGCCCUACCGCGUGAACGCCGCAGACUUCAUCCUGGACCUGGCAUCCGCCGAUGUGUCCACGGAGGGCGGCCGUGACGGCGAGGAGACGCGCAAGUACCUGGUGUCCUGCUCCGAGCUGUUCAUGGCGAAGCACCCCAUGGAGGGCUUUGACUUUGAUACCGACAAGGAAGACCUGCAUGAGAUCCGAGAGAAGCUGGACGGUGGGUCCCCAGACGUCAGCACCUCCAGCCUGGACCCGGUCGACCUGAAUGGCGGCAAUGGCCUGGAGAAGAACGGGCAGGGGAGCAUCAAGGCACUGCAUGUGGUGGCAGAGGAGGGCGGGCAGGGAGGUGAGGACGCAAAUAGCAACGAGCACCGGUGGGGGGCUUCCUACAAGGACCAGCUCAAGAUCCUGUUCCAGCGCUCGAUCCGGACCCGGCGCUUUCAGAACUUCUCCGUGCAAGACAUCGCCCAGCUGAUGGUGAUCGCCGUGCUCUCCGGCCUCUUCUGGCUGCAGAAGGCCCAGGACGACACCCUCCUGUCCGCUCGAAACACCAUUGGACUGCUCUUCUUUGAGAUCAUGUUCCUUGCCUUCCGCAUGCUGUUUGUGGCGCUGUUCACCUUCCCGGAGGAGCAGCGGAUGAUGCUGAAGGAGCGUGCCAGCGGCAUGUACAGGCUGUCAGCCUUCUACUUUGCCAGACUCAUGUCCGACUGGCCCAUGGACUUCACCAUUCCCACCCUCUUCAUCAUCGUCGUCUACUUCAUGGGCGGGCUCCGGUACACAGCUGGCGCCUUUUUUGCCAACUACUUCACUGUCAUCCUGUCCAUGCUGGUGGCCCAGAGUCUGGGACUGCUCAUUGGCACGAUGGUCAUGAACCCCAAGACGGCACAGACCUACGCCACCAUCAUCAUGCUGGCCAUGGUCCUGACAGGAGGCUUCUUCGUCGUGGGCCUGGCGGACUGGAUCGGCUGGCUCAAGUACCUCUCAUUCAUCUACUAUGCGCUGGGCAUGGUGCUGUACUUUGAGUUCCAGGGGCGCACCAUAUACAGCUGCAUGGAGCAGGGCACCGACACCUGCGUGCUGACCAACCCCAGCGACCCUAGCACCAGCCCGGAAUGCACCCCGGUCACCAACCUGCAGGACUCGCUGCAGCUGCUCCAGGACCCCAACAGCCAGGGCGAAGCCAUCCGCAACGGGUUCAUCCUGCUCGGCUUCCUCAUCUUCUUCCGCGUCUGGUGCUACUAUGCCCUGCGGAGCAAGACUGCGGGGUUGUGA